Paracoccidioides brasiliensis Pb18 is the source of this 297-nucleotide messenger RNA. RefSeq lists its product as uncharacterized. The transcript has a single exon. The coding region runs from base 1 to 297 and encodes 98 amino acids. The record is from RefSeq and is a predicted model, not a curated record.
AUGACCAUGUUGGCUAUCCAACUACUUAAAACUCAUGCUGGCAGCGUCCCCCUACUAGCCCGAGCUAAUAUGUCUCCCCACCCUCUACCUCAACCAAGACUUCCAAUGGCAGGAAGUGGUUCACAAUAUCCCGUAACACUCUCCCUUGUCCAGUUAGAAACGGCACGCCUCCUGACAGAUGAUGAUAAAGCCCCAGCUGCUUGUUCUAGUGCCAACAGCCUAGUUCUCAGUAACAGCAGUCUGCUUCUCAAAGUGCCAUUGUUGUCAUUUGCGUCAGCUAAAGGUGACGAUGCUUGA